This is a messenger RNA of Neocloeon triangulifer, 3662 nucleotides long. Its product is annotated as bumetanide-sensitive sodium-(potassium)-chloride cotransporter-like. Bases 13 to 3123 code for a protein of 1036 amino acids. Gene Ontology annotation, molecular function: sodium:potassium:chloride symporter activity. Lineage: Eukaryota; Metazoa; Arthropoda; Insecta; Ephemeroptera; Baetidae. Gene Ontology annotation, cellular component: membrane. The record is from RefSeq and is a predicted model, not a curated record. The transcript has 19 exons. Gene Ontology annotation, biological process: chloride ion homeostasis; sodium ion homeostasis; cell volume homeostasis.
UCGGUCUGCAGGAUGGAGGAGCAGCAGCAAGAGGAGCAGAGCUCCCGCUUCAUCGUCGACAGGGUGGAAGCCGACGUUGAAAUGGGUGACGUUGGCGGCGACGACGGCGGCGCCGACGAUGACAGCCCGACCGCCUCGAUCGGCCAGUACACGUACGUGUACGACACGCGCUAUGCCAAGAGCAUGGGCCAACUCACCAGGGAGGCCCUCCCCAGGGACGAGAACUACAAGGAUAUCAUGUCGUUCGGCGACUACCGACCCACCCUCGACGAACUCCACGAGGGACAAUUCAGGGAAAAGAAAAGCAAGCAAGACGUGGCCGAAGUCCAAAAGAAAGGAAAAGUGAUCAAGUUCGGCUGGCUGGAAGGCGUGUUUAUGCGAUGUCUGCUCAAUAUCUGGGGUGUGAUGCUCUUCCUGCGUCUCUCGUGGGUCGUCGGCCAGGCAGGAAUUUUGGAGGGCCUCCUGAUCAUCACCCUGGCCAACGUGGUGACCGUGGUGACGGCCAUCUCCAUGUCGGCCGUCAGCACCAACGGCCAAAUCAGUGCCGGUGGAAUUUACUACAUGAUUUCGCGGUCGCUCGGACCUGGUUUUGGCGGCGCCAUCGGCCUCAUGUUCACCCUGGCUAACUCGAUCGCCGUGUCCAUGUACAUCGUGGGCUUCUGCGAGUCGCUGCAGGAUCUGCUUGCUUCUUAUGGCACCGUCCUCAUUGACGGCGCCACCAACGACAUCCGAGUCGUCGGCAUCAUCACCCUCAUUGGCAUUUUGGUGCUCGCCAUUGUCGGCAUGGACUGGGUCACCAGAUUCCAAAUGGGUCUAUUGGUUGUGCUAAUUUUCUCUCAAAUCGACUUCAUCAUUGGGUCAUUCUGGGGUCCCUUAGACGCCCAGGAGCAGGCAAAGGGUUUCGUCGGCUACAGCAUGGAAACGUUCACGAAUAACUGGGGCCCAGACUAUCGCACGCAGGAAGGUGUGGACCACGACUUCUUCUCAGUUUUCGCCGUUUUCUUCCCUGCCGUGACGGGCAUUGUUGCCGGCGCCAAUUUGUCUGGCGAUCUCAAAGAUCCAGGUAGUGCCAUUCCUCUCGGCACACUGUUAGCCAUCGUCGUCACUUUUGUUUCGUACUUCGGUUACGCUAUUAUGGUAGGCAGCUGCGUUUUGCGUGACGCCUCAGGCAACGUGACCGAAUAUAUGUUGGGACUGAACGAGAGUGCCAGUGAUGCGUUGAAAUAUGUCGCUAAUUGCACCGGCCGCGAGUGCGAAUUUGGAAUUGCAACUGACAGUCAGGCCAUGGAGCUGGUUUCUCUGUGGGGACCCCUGAUUUACGGCGGUUGCUUCGCAGCCACCCUUUCCUCGGCCAUCGCCAGCUUGGUUGGUGCUCCCCGCGUCCUGCAGGCCCUGGCCAAAGACAAACUCUACCCGCUCAUCGGAUACUUUGGCGAAGGCUACGGAGCAAACAACGACCCCGUCCGCGGUUACGUGCUUGUCUUCAUCAUCUCUUUCGCCUGCAUUUUGAUUGCUCAGCUGAAUGCAAUUGCGCCGCUUCUGUCCAACUUCUUCCUGGCAGCUUACGCCCUAAUCAACUUUUCUGUGUUCCACGCCACUAUUUCCAAAACGCCUGGAUGGAGACCGUCGUUUAAGUACUACAAUGAGUGGGCUAGUUUGGUUGGCACAAUUUUGUGCAUCAUUGUGAUGUUCCUCAUGUCCUGGGUCACUGCCCUGAUCACUUUUGCCACCGUUGUAUUUUUGUACCUCUACGUCUCCUACCGAAAACCAGACGCCAACUGGGGCUCUUCGGCUCAGGCCCAGGCGUACAGUUCUGCACUUAAGAGCAUGCAGGAUCUUGUCAGUGUGGAGGAGCACGUCAAAAACUACCGUCCACAACUUUUGGUGCUCACCGGAAUGCCUGGAGCGCGACCCCCACUGGUCGAUUUCGCCAAUUUGAUCACCAAAAACGUCUCUCUCAUGAUCUGCGGCAACAUUCUCUUGGGCAAUCACAAUCAACGCGUCCAUGAACAUUUGAGAGCCAAAGCCCUCUCCUGGCUGGAAAAGCACAAGACCAGAGGAUUCUUUGCCAUGGUCGAGGACCCAUCGUUCGAGGGAGCUUCACAAUCACUGAUACAACUUGCAGGUCUCGGUAAAUUGAGACCCAACUUGCUGCUCAUGGGCUACAAGGGUGACUGGACCUCUUGCCACAGAGAGGAGCUCAGGGGCUACUUCAACGUAAUUCAUAAUGCAUUGGAUCGCCACUUGGCCGUGGGCAUUUUGAGGUUAAGAGAAGGACUGGAUUACUCGAACGUGGUGGUGGAAGAUGACCAGAAAGAACUGAAGAAGCUUCAAUCAGUGUCUCCAGGGAUCAUGUGGAUCAAACAAAGGGUUAAUCAGUGCCGUUAUUUUGACUGCGACGGUUCCAGCAGCGACAGCAGCCAGCAAGACUCUGCCAAGGAACCAUUGAAGAAGAAGGACAAAAAGAAGAAGUCGACCAGUUACACCUACACUGGUCCAGGUGGUCAGCCUCUGACUAAAGAGGUGCUCAACAGCCUGACUCGAUUUACGAAGAAGCAGCGAAAGGGAACUAUCGAUGUUUGGUGGCUCUACGACGACGGAGGUCUAACCAUCUUGCUUCCCUACAUCCUGAGCCAAAGGAAAAUCUUUGCCGGCUGCAAAUUGCGCAUUUUCGCUCUCGCCAACAAGAAGCACGAAUUUGAACAGGACCAGAGAAAGAUGGCAGCUCUUCUGUCCAAAUUCCGUAUUGAAUUUUGCGACAUUGUUGUGAUUCCCGAUAUUGCAAAGAAGGCGCUGGAAUCGACCAAGAGAGAUUUCGAAGCUCUCAUCAAACCCUUCAGGGUGACAGAAGGAGACACUAAUGCUCCAGACGAUGAAAUUUGCAUUCGCGAUUCAGAGCUGAAGGCUCACAUGGAGAAGACAAACCGGCACCUGAGGUUGAGAGAGUUGCUGCAGAAGCACUCGCGCGAGGCUACCUUUGUUGUCAUGACUUUGCCGAUGCCAAGAAAGGGAACCGUUUCCGCGCCGCUGUACAUGUCCUGGUUGGAAAUGAUGACCAAAGACAUGCCACCCUUCCUCAUAGUGCGCGGCAACCAAACGUCAGUGCUUACCUACUACUCUUAAAGAGGAGCAGAGCGAAAUAAAAAGAUCAUUCCACGCAUUAAUAAGUUUUGAGGCUCAGCCAGUUUUAGAGUUUUCAACACACACGCGCGUCUGAUGUGUAUUUUUCGAAUGAUAAAACAUGUGAAAUUGUGCUCAAAAAUGGAAAAAGGCCUUUUGACGAGUGUCAAACCAAAAUAUUUUUGAAAAUCACAUUCCUUCUUGAAAAAUAAAAAUAAUAGGGCGCAUAUAUUUACAAGAGUGCUGCUAUAUAUGCGAUAAUUUGUAUAAAUGAUAUUCUUGCCUUUAAAACUAUUAUAAAUGAAAAUGUAUUUUGCCACUGUAGAAAUUUUCCAGAGACAAAAUGUGAAUUGUUAUCGCGUUUUUUAGAGAUUUAUGGAGACGAUUGUGCUGCUAUAUAUGAUAAUUUAGAUCUGACGACCGAGUGCUUUGUCUGCUGUUUACAAUCAAAUCAAUAAUUAAUUAUACACACCCACUAUGUAUUAAAAAAAAAUGAUUGACGCUGUUAACAAAAAAUAAUAAAGAGUAAUUUUUAAACCCAA